UCAUUUUCAAUAAAUUCAAUAAAAUAAACUUCCAAUCCUUCACUUUUAAACAUUUCCAUUAUUCUUCUAUUUUUUUCUUUCCUAUGCAACUCUUCCUUAGCAACUCCGCUUUUUUUCAUUUCCGGUUGCAACAACGAAGACGUAUCUUCUUCGCCGCGUCCGGGAACAGGGCCGUGUCUAGCGCUAAAAAUGGUGUUCGACACCGUGUCUUGCACGUCCCCGAAACGUGUCCGUGUCAGCAAAGUGUCGGAAGCCGGGAAGCGCAGCCUCCUAGCCGUCUCGGAGCUUCACAGGGAAGGAUGAAAUGUCGUCUGUCAUGUGGCCUUGAUUAAAAACGUGAAUAGAAGGUUCCAUACACAAAUUGGAUUUUACUUCUAACAGAAGAACAAAAGAUAAAGAAUGUGCGGAUAGUUGGAAGGGAGAGAAAAGGGAAUCAAACCGAAUCGAUUGAUGCGCGUGAGUGUUACUGUGAGAGGUGCGGUGAGAGGGAGAGGCUACCAUGGGCGUUGGAGUGUUGAGAGUGAGUGCCAGGGGAAGGCGAAGGGGAAUCCCAGUGCCUGGAAUUCCCUUCUUCGCAUGCACUCCACCCAUGGAUUGCCCCAAAGUGUCCUUCGAUGUUUUGCUUCUUUCCUCAACUCUGGCCAUUCCCCUGAUCAGUUCACUUUUGCCAUCACUCUGUCCGCCUGUGCAAAGCUACACAAUGUUGAGUUGGGGAGGGCAGUUCACUGUUGCAUAAUUAAGAGGGGUCUUCAUUCUGCCUCCUUCUGUCAUGGCGCACUCAUCCAUCUUUACGCCAAUUCCCACUCUCUCACUUCUGCUCGCACCCUAUUUGACGCCGCACCCUCCCCUCAUCUCCACCCUGUUUCUUGGACCUCUUUAAUCUCUGGUUAUGUUCAAGCCGGCUUGCCUCAGCAGGCACUCCACGUAUUUGACAAAAUGCGCACCACUGCUUCUCCCGCUUCUUUUCCAAUUCUAGACCCUGUGGCACUUGUCACCGUCUUAAACACUUACACCUCUUUAGGAAAGCUGGACAAUGCUUGCCAAUUGUUUUCACGGAUGCCCAUCUCCACCCGCAACGUUGUGGCCUGGAAUGUCAUGAUUUCUGGUCAUGCCAAAAGAGGCCAUUAUCAGGAGGCUCUUGCCUUCUUUCGUCAAAUGAGUAAGCAUGGUGUCAAAUCCUCAAGAUCCACACUCGCAACUGUUUUAAGUGCAAUUGCCAGUUUAGCCGCUCUCCAUCACGGCUUCUUAGUUCAUGCCCUGGCUAUCAAGCAAGGUUUCGAUUCCAGUAUAUACGUUGCAAGUUCUUUGAUCAAUAUGUAUGGCAAGUGUGCGAUGCUGGAUGCUGCACGCCAAGUAUUUGAUGCUAUAUCUCACAAAAAUAUGAUUGUCUGGAACACCAUGCUCGGAGUUUAUUCACAGAAUGCAUAUUUAAGUAAUGUCAUGGAGUUGUUCUCGGAUAUGACAAUAUGUGGCGUUCACCCAGAUGAAUUUACCUACACAAGCAUUUUGAGCUCGUGUGCAUCGUUUGAAUGCGUACGAAUUGGUCACCAGUUGCAUUCAACUAUUAUCAAGAAGGGUUUUACCUCCAAUUUAUUUGUCAACAAUUCAUUGAUAGAUAUGUAUGCCAAAGCUGGGGCUUUGACGGAAGCUGCUAAGCAGUUUGAGCUCAUGACAUACCGAGAUCAUGUUUCCUGGAAUGCCAUUAUUGUUGGACAUGUGCAGGAAGAAGAGGAGGCUGUUGCUUUCAGUUUGUUUCAAAGAAUGAAUUUGGACGGCUUUGUAUCUGAUGAGGUAUCUUUGGCCAGCAUACUUAGUGCAUGUGGAAAUAUUAAGGUGCUAGAAGUAGGACAGCAGCUCCAUUGCCUGUCAGUUAAGUUGGGUUUAGAAACUAACCUUUUUGCUGGAAGUUCUCUUAUUGACAUGUAUUCGAAAUGCGGAGACAUUGAAGAUGCACAAAAAAUUUAUUCUAGCAUGCCUGAACGGAGUGUGGUCUCCUUUAAUGCUCUGAUUGCAGGAUAUGCUCCAAAAGACAUAAAAAAAGCUAUUAGUCUUAUUCAUGAGAUGCUGAUACUGGGACUGAAGCCAUCUGAGAUUACAUUUGUAAGCGUCAUAGAUGUUUGUAAGGGUUCUGCAAAGGUAAUUUUAGGCAUGCAGAUCCAUUGUGUUGUAGUAAAGAGGGGUCUCUUAUGUGGUAGCGAAUUCUUAGGAACCUCUUUGUUGGGCAUGUAUAUGGAUUCACAAAGGCUUGCAGAUGCAAGCGUUCUUUUCUCGGAGUUUUCUAACCUUAAAAGCACGGUAAUGUGGACCGCUUUAAUUUCAGGAUAUACCCAAAAUGAGUGCAGUGAUGUGGCCUUAAACUUGUAUCAGGAAAUGCGUGGCAACAAUAUCUUACCCGACCAAGCAACUUUUGUUACUGCUCUUCGAGCUUCUGCUCUCUUAUCCUCACUGCAUGAUGGUAGAGAGAUACAUUCUCUAAUCUUCCAUACUGGUUUUGACUUAGAUGAGUUAACAGGUAGUGCCCUUGUAGACAUGUAUGCAAAAUGUGGCGAUGUAAAAAGUGCUGUUCAAGUUUUUGAUGAAUUGACUAUUAAAAAGGAUGUGAUUUCUUGGAACUCAAUGAUAGUUGGAUUUGCCAAAAAUGGUUAUGCAGAAAGUGCCCUGAAGGUCUUUAAUGAGAUGGCUCAAUCAUGCAUUACCCCUGAUGAGGUAACAUUUCUUGGAGUGCUCACUGCUUGUAGCCAUGCAGGGUGGGUUUAUGAGGGUCGUCAAGUUUUUCACAUCAUGGUAAACUAUUAUGGAAUUGAGCCUAGAGGGGAUCACUACGCUUGCAUGGUUGAUCUACUUGGUAGGUGGGGUUUUCUAAAGGAAGCUGAAGAGUUCAUUGACAAACUAGAACUUGAACCGAAUGCUAUGAUUUGGGCCAAUUUAUUGAGUGCUUGCAGAAUACAUGGGGACGAAAAGAGGGGGCAGAGAGCGGCUAAGAAACUUAUUGAGUUAGAACCCAGAAACUCUUCUUCAUAUGUACUGCUUUCAAAUUUGUAUGCUGCAUCUGGACUUUGGGAUGAAGCUAGAUCGUUGAGGAGAACAAUGAUGCAGAAAGAUAUCCAAAAAAUGCCUGGCUGUAGCUGGAUCGUUGUAGGACAAAAUACAAACCUAUUUGUUGCGGGUGAUAAGUCACAUCCUAGUUGUGAUGAAAUUUCACUAGCAUUAAAGCACCUGACGGCACUAAUUAAAGACAAUACAUUCCAUGAUUUCCUGGGUUAGUUACAUGUAGUUAUUCUAUGUGAUAGGACGUAAAGUUUAAUUGAAUCUCGUCACUUGAAGGUUGUUUUAAGGAUUUGAUUCUUCCCAAAUCAUAACGUGUUGGGGAGUUUAUUCAACCAAAUCUCAUUACAUGAAGACUGUUUGUGCUAUAGGUCGUAUUUGUUAUGAACUUUUAGCCUUGAUGUCUGGACAUCUACAUCCUCAUCUACUUUUGAUGGGGAACAUUCUUCUCUGCUUACAUCAUGUUCCAAGCGAUGAAUAACAUCUAUGUGUCCUUCAAACUCAACUUUUUGGAUAGAAUAAACAGUUUGUUCUGUAAGUUAGCCCCAUAAAUAAUUAUUUGCUGUGAUUUGUCGAAGGAAGGAUUGAUGGAGGAGGAUCAACAGACCAGCCCAUUGUUUACAACUUGCACACCUCGGGUUGAGUAGUCUGCACUUUUCAAAAUGUGUAACUUUACGCUUUCUAAGCAGAGGAUUUAAGCUCAUGAUCUGUCCUUAUGCAUUAGUCCUAAAAUUUCAGCUGAUCAUUCUUCGUUUUUUUUUAAGGUGACUCAUGCAAAGAUCUCUUACAUUACUAGUUUUGUGGCAUUGGAUUGUUUUUCCUUGAGCUUAUCAUUAUUGAUAUUGGAAGGCAAAUUCUACACUAUAAUAAUUUUCCUCGAUACUUCUCUGAGAGAUGUAAGAGCAAGUUCUGGAAUCGAGAGGAUUGGGAACAGUAAUAAAGUGCUAUGUUAUGAUUAAUGAAGACAGAGGCUGGCGUGAACCAUCAGAUUUCUAAACGUGGAAUAGACUUGAAGGUUUGGUGCAUAAAAUGAAUGUUUGGAAGCUAAUAAUUUUAUUAAAUUAAAAUUUUGUUUAA
This is a messenger RNA of Vigna radiata var. radiata (mung bean), 4122 nucleotides long. RefSeq names its product pentatricopeptide repeat-containing protein At3g09040, mitochondrial. The transcript is spliced from 4 exons. Bases 451 to 3264 code for a protein of 937 amino acids. The record is from RefSeq and is a predicted model, not a curated record. Gene Ontology annotation, biological process: RNA modification. Gene Ontology annotation, molecular function: RNA binding; protein binding. NCBI's taxonomy places the organism in Eukaryota, Viridiplantae, Streptophyta, Magnoliopsida, Fabales, Fabaceae.